AUGCUCACCACCACCUUCGCCAUCUUGGGCGCUGCCCUCGGUGCCAGCGCGCACUACACGCUUCCCCGCGUCGGCUCCGGCUCUGACUGGCAGCAGGUGCGCAAGGCCGACAACUGGCAGAACAACGGCUUUGUCGGCGAUGUCACGUCAGAGUCGAUCCGCUGCUUCCAGGCCUCCCCCGCUGCGGCCUCGGCCUCGUACAGUGUCGCGGCCGGCUCGUCCGUCACCUACUACGCCAACCCCAGCAUCUACCACCCGGGGCCCAUGCAGUUCUACCUUGCCAAGGUGCCUGAUGGCGAGUCUGUUGACUCGUGGAACGGCGACGGGAGCGUGUGGUUCAAGAUCAAGCAGGACCAGCCCAACUUUGGCGCCCAGCUGAGCUGGCCUAGCGAUGGCAAGAGCUCGUUCGAUGUCCCCAUCCCGGCCUGCAUCGCCCCCGGCAGCUACCUCCUCCGCGCUGAGCACAUCGGCCUGCACGUGGCCCAAAGCCAGGGCGGUGCCCAGUUCUAUAUCUCGUGCGCCCAGCUCGAGGUUACCGGCGGCGGCAGCACCGAGCCCUCGGAGAAGGUUUCCUUCCCCGGCGCCUACUCGGCCACUGACCCGGGAAUCCUCAUCAACAUCAACUACCCCGUCCCCACUUCGUACCAGAACCCCGGCCCGGCCGUCUUUUCGUGCUAG
Messenger RNA from Dichotomopilus funicola, 678 nucleotides. Its product is annotated as glycoside hydrolase. Lineage: Eukaryota; Fungi; Ascomycota; Sordariomycetes; Sordariales; Chaetomiaceae. The record is from RefSeq and is a predicted model, not a curated record. The coding region runs from base 1 to 678 and encodes 225 amino acids. The transcript is spliced from 2 exons.